UCCUUGAGCGGGGUAAUCUACGAGGCGCGUGCCUGGAGGAGAGAAUCCCAUGGUUGGGAGGGUUGGGGGUUGUCAAAGUCGUACGGUAUUUUUUUUCUUCUUUAUCCCUCUUCACCAUCGCAGGGUGGUAUCGAGAAGUGUUGGAUGUCACUGUGUUGCCUGUUCGAGUGCUGCUCCAGUUGCUACUCCAGUGCUGCUCUUGUCGGUGGAGUUCGUUCGAGCUGGAGUCUGUCAUCAGGAGACUUCUGGAUAUCUCUUCCUGCAGCAGGGCGGGAAACGGCAAGGUUUGGCGGUCGUCGGUGCAUCAGGCGAAUCAGAAGAGGCGGUAAGCGAAAGCGGCCGGUGUGGACUGGCAUCCGCUGCCAUCUGGCGGCCACCUCAGCGGUGAGUGCUAGAAAGAGAGAAGGAACUUCUUGACAACCCCGCGAUAAUUGUUCCUGACCUUGCAAGGAUAUCGAUUGCAUCAGACAGCUGCAGCGCGAGGCUUGUUUGCUUUGCCGCAACUGUCAACUCCACCGCGGUUUCUCCCUCACGAAACACUGGUGCGAAGCUAUUCCCUCAACGGCUUCUAGAGAAAUCCCAAUGGGGUGGGAGCCGGGAAAAAUGCUUGGUGUGGAGUUAGCACUCAACCUCAAAUUCUUCAACAACACCAACAGACUCGUACAAAGACGCAGUGAGAUGCUCGGUUACACAGACACUGUCGUCAAGACGCAGGACAUGUCUCUGGUCAUCCAGUCAGAAACCGUGGAGCAACACGUUGAAGGACCCGCCUCGCCGAUUUCAGGACCUCCCUAACAGAUAUCGUGAGAGAAGGGCCAAAGGGCUUCUUCGCCUACACUAGUUUUGGUGUCGAUCCGGCAGCAACCCGGCGGCGGCUGGACUUGAGGCUGAGGCGCCGGUAUAGGACGACCCUUCGGCACCGAAUUACGGGUUGGCAUUCUGUUCACGGCGUGUCGCCUCCCCGGAAAUUGGAUGAGAUGCAAGUUACAGCCAACAGGAGAUUCUGCCACGCCGUUCUUGUGCUUUGUGCUCUGAUGGAAGAUGCGCAACUCCGAGUCGUCUCGGAAAUCAAGUGACAGUCUCUUUCGAGGUUCAAGUUCAACAGAUGAGAUGGACAGGACAACAACAAUAACAGCAGCGAGUUAUCAUCAGAUUCAUCAUAACGAGAUGUCGCUGACUCGCUGAUGAGCAUGGUGGAGGCAGUGGCUGACGGUGGCAUAACCCCACACACUUUGGUGGCAGCGCAGAGACCAUAUCCGAUAUGGCCCGUGCAAAUUUCACUGGGUGUUGCGCUGCAUUUUGCUUUCUUUCUCGUUCAGCAAUCUUAUGCUGUGGAAGCCAUGGUGGUACAAACUCGUCGACCCCCUUUGAGAUGGCAUCGAACUGAUCAGACAGAUCGCAGCCAGCCGCAGCCAUCGCACCCCGAUUGGUGUUCCCUGCCACGCCUGCGUUGAGUGAUGAGCUCUCGACUCGUCACGCGAAUGUCUUCGAUGUCUCUCCCUUGUCCCUAGCACUGGUCUGGUCUCCUGGUCUCCUGGUCUCUCUGGCUCCCGAGGCACGAUGCCUCCCGGCUUCGGGCGGUUGGCUUUUCUUUCUCUCUCCCACACGAUUCCACUCCUCCAUCUUUCCUCCGCCUCUUAGAAGUUCUCGGCUUCGGCACCGUAUUUUUAACCCCACACAGUGCACCCAUCCCACAGCAACAGCUCCGCUCCCCAGGGGCUCUAGCUCGCGCUCGACCCGCCCGGCAUCCCUUCCACAAGGCUCCGGCUCCGCCAACGGCUUUUCCUAUUGCUCAGGCUCAUCACCUCAGAGUUUUCCCUCCGAGCUGCAGGGUCUUGUGGCCCAGGAGUCCAGAUGCCUUCAGUACGGACGGAUGCCCAACUCGCAAAAUCUCCCGAUCACAGAGCAACCAAAAGCCGCCAGGGGUCUACAUACAUAGGUAGCCUGCAGGGUGGCACCGACGCUGCCACUUGGGUCUUGAUCCAGGGACGCUGUGGCUCUGUGCGAGCUGGUGUUCAGGAUGCAAGGAUGUGUAAGGGACGCCAAGAAUGUCCAGGCGGGGAGCUCGGGACCAGGCCAGGGUGGGAUUUCUCGUCCCAAGGGGUACCCAGAGGUUCCAACCACUCCCAGUGCCCGGCGUCCGCUCACGCUCAAGCUCCUACUCCCAGCCUCUGCCUCUGCCUCUGCAGUCCCACGCCGCCUGCCCACCCGCCUGCAGUCUGUACUGACAGCGCGCUGCCCUCCUCCUCCUUGCUCGCUGCAAGUGUCCCUGGCUUGUGUGAAAAUGCCCCGGGGAGCCGGUCGCCCCAGCACACCCCAAGGUCUUGGUGCUGCUCACCAAAAGGUCCACAGCUUGCCCGAGGUGCCUAUCAGAGCGCCCACGUUCGUCCUUCGUACCCAGUGGUACCUCGUGGAGAGAACUCACCCUGGGUCCCUGGCUGUCUCCCUGGUCCUACCCUUGUUGAGGGUCUCGCUCCUCGUUCGCCCACACACCACCUCACCAUCCAUGCCCCCAUCACCACCAUCCCCUUCCAAGCCCAGCCUGUGGCCCCAGCACCCGCCGCCUGCAUGCCGAACCACACCACCCUCCUGCCGCUUCAUGACCCGCGACACGUCCUGGAGCAGUGUCGAGUCUCGAUGGGUUCUUGCACGGCGAGAGCCUGGGUGAUGCACGGCACGCAGCAGAGCACAGGUUCGGGACAAAUAACAAUGCCCCUUCUCCACUGCUCCCCCCUUCGUUCCCUCUCGCCUUGCCCUGUCUUGUCUUGUUGUGACUGAUGAGACUGUUCAGCAGCAAGUCCUCAGCAGGGAACAGAAAGAAGCUGCGAAAAAGUGAGACGGGGAGAGCCCUGUACACGAGCUGUGUCUUGCCGUUCCGCUCCGGGUCUCGCCUCGCCCACCCCCCUCCCACCCCCGUUCAGUUCAUCGCUCAGUCUUAAACUGGUUAAGACCUCCUGGCCGGGUGCCCACCCUAUCCACGCGCUCCUGACCCCUGGUACCUUAGUGUCCUGAUCGGGCCCACACGUUCUUUGACAUUUCCCCCGUCCAUAUCACUCAAGAGUCCGCCUCACCCCAGUCACUCUUUUGUGUCCACCAUCUCUGAGCCCGCAAAGACGCUGCCUCGUCUUCUGGGUCUUCUCAAGACAGCAUCAAUCUUCCUCACUCACGACGCACUCCCGGACGACGACGACGACGACACUUUCUACCGGACCGGUCGACCCAGUUGGACAUCAUGGACAUGGACUACAUGGACCCUUACCGCCGAUACGCCGUUCAGAUGCAGGGCUAUCAUGGCAUCCAGCAACAAACACAGCCCCAGGACCACCAGUAUCCGUAUUGGAGUCAGCAUAUGGUGGCCUACUACCAACAACACCAGCAAAGAGCAGUGAUGAUGGGACAGGGAGGCAUGCACAUGUCCAAACAGACAGAGCCCAAGCCAAGACUGGCAAAGGACGAGGUGGAAUUGUUGGAGCGCGAAUUCAACAAGAACCCCAAGCCAAACAGCAGCACCAAGCGCGAGCUCGCUGAGCAAAUGGGAGUGGAGGUUCCCAGGAUCAACAAUUGGUUCCAAAACCGCCGGGCAAAAGAGAAGCAGAUGAGAAAGACAGCCGAAUUCGAGGCGCAACAGGCAAGAGAAAAGGAGGCUUCGGAGGUCAAGGAAUCCGGUGACCAAGAGCAGGGUACCGUGACCGAGUUCUACGGCCUAAGCAACCAGCACCAACCUCUUGGGUUAUCAACUGCCAAGUUUGGGGGGAGCGAUGAUGGCAUUAAUAGUGAUGAUGGCGCUUCAGGACCACAGCCUCUCAUCGAGUCAGCGGGCGCUUCAUCCACAGUAACGCCUGGAGGUGACACUCCAGUAAGCCCAGGGAGUGAUUACGUUCACGUCAAGUAUGAACACGUCAAAUCGCCCGUUCACCGCUCACAAGACACAUCGGACCUUGACCAGCCGUCAACAGCCAUGAGCGCGUUCACCACGCCCCAACAGGAGAUGAACUUUCAGAAGCCGACGCCUUUCAGCUUCAGGCAGGCGAACCCGGAGCUUUUAGAUGGCUUGUCGGGCCAUGAGCUGCACAGAGUCCAAAGCCAGGAUCAUAUCGAUACAGGGGAAACAAGUCACUUCGGCUCGUUUCCUGACCGAGACUAUUUUGCGUCACCUCCCAUCCCGCGCUUCCCGUCUGAAAUGAUACCCGAAAACUUGGUCAGCGCCGAAACCGAGCUUCUCCAACGCCGAGUAUCCGAGGAAAAUUUGGUGAAAUGUGAAGCUCUGUCGCCGACUUCCUUGCCCGAGUCGCCCUUGACAGUGUCAGACUUGCGCUUCAAAUCCCCACCACCCCCAGCUGAUAUCGCUGGCCGCAGGAAAUUGCGACGUCCAGCACCUCUCGGACCAUCCUCCUUGAGAGGUGGCGCUGGGCCGAAGGCGGGCAUUGAAGCUCCUCGAAGAUCAGAAACGGCAAGCCCGAUGAGACGCAUCUCUUCCGCUACGGGAGGCCUAGGUGGGCGCGUACAAAAGUCGUUCAUGGGACCAGGUGGACCGAGGUCCCCGUUUGCGAUAGAGCGCAACAAGGAGGCGCUUCUUCAGAGUGUCCAGGACGGCCAAUCUCCCGCAAUGGCUUCUUUGAACAGUACCAUGUCACCGUUGAGCCCUGGGGGACACAAUCAGAGCGCACGCGAAGGAACAGUUGGUAUCAGUUCCUCAGAUGAAGAGGCCGGCUUUGCGUAUGGGUCCCUUGGUGCCGUGGGCGGAUUUUCCAUGUAUAAAUCCGAGGCCACCAUGAAGACACCACCAGGGACUCCAGGUCUACAAAUGGGUAUGCAAGACGCAUACUUCACAGGCUCCAUGGACCACGCCUGGAACUUCGCCCCACAGGACGAACCCCUUCCCACGCCAAGCCUCUGCAGCCACGGGGGAUCCGAGCUUGAGUUCUCGAUGGCGCCUCAGAUGCCUGGAUAUGUGGCCAGCCAGCCUGUGACACCCUCAUUUCCGCCACAGUCCAUCGGCCCAACAUACAACGGUUUUUUUGGCCCUUCGCUCGCCCAAACCGAAUAUCACUUCCCCGACUCUUAUGCAACUGAGCCAUCAGCACGAUCUUCGCCCACCAACAUGCCACGAUCGAAGCAGUUCCAGUUUGCUCAAAAUAUCACCCCCCAGGACUUCAGUGCGGACAAGUCAUAAACCGUCAGUGUUCUGAUUUCUGGCCCCUCGAAAUCGAAGCGGGCCGUUGUACCAUAAUCAUUUUUUGUUUUGUUUUAUGCAUGCAACAAAAUCGUCUUGACCGAGUUUCUUUUGUCUUUGUUUUCGGAGUCGAGACGGUUGGAGUCGCGCAGCCCCUAUAAACGUAGGAUACGGCUUUGGUUCUUCAGACGACUUAUCAGCAACAAUUACUUGACAACACACACACACACACUCUCUCUCUCUCUCACACACGAAAAAGUGGACUCACUCAAUGUAAUGAUACACGGAUAUGUGUCUUUUUCUGGCUUCUUAUGUCUUUUUUUUUCUUUUUGGGAGGGUGGCGGGAGGUUUGGUCAACGGAAUUGGUAUUGGCUUUGGAUACCCCUGCUGGGCAUGAGAGAAAGGGGUUGUCCCAUCCCUUGGCUCUCACCCUGCAUUACCUGGCGUCGGAUGGAUUCAAUGCUGUAGUAUAGGCAUCAUCUCAGCGGCAGCGGUGGUGCUGGUAGCAUUUCGGGGGAGCAUACACACAGCAGACAUAGUGGAGGAUAUAGCUGUGAUGAAAGAGGGAUGCAAGAGAGAAAAAAAGAUGUGGAAGCAUAUUUUGUAUAAAGUCCGUCGUAAACGAAAUGGACAGAAAAUGGGACACAGGAAAGAAGGCGGGAGGGGAAACCUGUUAUGUACCUGAUAUAUAUACAACAUGGAGCACUGGCAGAGAAAUCCGCCUGAGACGCAAUGGUUGAAGAAGAACAAAUAAACAACAGUUUGGCCGCGGCCGCUGAUAUUUGAACAUGAUUUCCGUUUCCCAUACUGUCAACAUGUGGUGGCAUUCUGCCUUUCCAGAUGUCACUCUUAC
Molecule: messenger RNA, 6026 nt
Organism: Podospora bellae-mahoneyi
Lineage: Eukaryota; Fungi; Ascomycota; Sordariomycetes; Sordariales; Podosporaceae
Exons: 2
Coding region: 3233-5173 (646 amino acids)
Biological process (GO): regulation of transcription by RNA polymerase II
Cellular component (GO): RSC-type complex; nucleus
Molecular function (GO): DNA binding; DNA-binding transcription factor activity, RNA polymerase II-specific
Source: RefSeq, a predicted model, not a curated record